UUUAAUGAAACAAGUUUUCCAUUUAAAUCUUUGUGGGUACAAUCUAUUGGUCCUCUUGAGUUUGUCCAACCCACAUCCAUUGCCUCGGCCCAACCUCCCAGGCCCACUUCACUAAUCCAUCAGCCCAACACUCUCUCUUCUAAUUCCCAAUCUACCACGAACUCUGAUUCCAACGAGUCUUCAUCACCUCUUCUCCUCACCCAAACACAGAACAUCAACCCCAAUUCACCGAUCGCACCGCCUCCCUCCGACCAACCUUCUCCCUCCACGACCCCGGCGACUACUUCGCCCUCUCUCCCACCGCCUCCCUCCGACAACACCGCCCCUUGCCGCAUAUCAUCGUGUGGUGAGUGCCGUGUGCGCUGUGUGUAGUAUAUAAAUAGAGGCCAAAUCUGCAAAACGCGUAGACGUUUCUCGAAACCCCAAAGUCAAAAGCCCUAUUCUUUCUUCCGACGCCGCCCUGAUCUCCGCCUCUCUCAUCUCUUUCAGAUUAGCUUGGAGUAGACUUACAGAUUUGGGCUGGACUUUGGUGUCUAUAGCUGUGAUCUUUCUGGAUAAGCAUUGUAUUGAUUACUACACCGAUGAAUACUACAUCCUUCAUGGACAAGCAGAUAAUGGACCUGUCACAUGGAUCGUCACAGAACAACAACGACUUCCUUGACCUGAUGAACAAUUCCCAAGAGGAAGAGCACCAGGUGGGCCGUGGAAAUGGGCUUACCAAGAAGGAAGAGAUCUUGCCCAACUAUGAUUUCCAUCCCAUCCGUCCCAUCACUGGAGUCUCCUCGCACUCCCAAAAUUUUGAUGCUACACCUAAUCUUGGAGGUGGAGGAGUAUCCACUAUGUCCAACUCCAACACCAAUGCUCCUGUCAGAAAUUAUGGUUCUGUGGAUUCCCUUAAACCAGCAAAAGAUAUUGUGGAGAAGGACCGAAAUGCUCCUGAUGCUACAGUUAUAUCAGAGAUUGACCAGACCAUGAAGAAGUAUGCUGAUAAUUUACUUCAAGUUAUGGAAGGUAUUAGUGCACGACUAACACAACUUGAGAGCAGAACCUGCCACCUUGAGAAUUCUGUGGAUGAUUUGAAGGUAUCUGUGGGAAACAAUCAUGGAAAUGCUGAUGGAAAGAUGAGACAAUUGGAGAAUAUCCUUAGAGAUGUGCAAACAGGUGUUCAGGAUUUGAAGGAUAAGCAAUCAAUAGUAGAGGCUCAGCUGCAGCUUGGGAAGAUACAGAUUUCCAAUCCCAAGGUAGAUCCUCAAUUGGAAUCUCGGAAUGCUUUGAAUGUGGAUUCUGGGCAGACAGUAGCCACUGCUCCUCAACAAUCUUACCAACAGCUUCCUGCUGUGAACGUUCCACCAUCAUUUCCUGCUGUCUCUCCACCAAAUGCUCCUCCACCGCCUACGCUUCAAAGCGUACCACCUUCAAUUCAGCAUCCAAAUCAGUACUCCCAGAGUCAGAUCCCUCCUGUUCCUCAGCGAGACCCCUAUUUCCCAGCUGCACCUGGUCAAACUCAAGAAACUCCAAAUCAGCAAUACCAAUUACCUGCAGGUCAGCAGUCACUCCCGCCUCCUACGGUACCUCCACAUCAACAAUUUCAGCCUACCAGUCAACCACAGUAUCCUCAGCCACCGCCCCAGCUUCCUCAACAGCACCAUUCACUUCCACCUGUUAAUCACUCUCAAGUCCAGCCUACCCUAGGCCACCAUGCUGAAGAAACUCCUUAUGCUCCUUCCCAGACUUACCCACCCAGUCUUCGCCAGCCACCUUCUCAGACACCUACUGGGCUCCCUCCCUCCCAACAAUACUAUAAUCCAACAUCCAAUGUAUAUGAACCACCAUCUAGCAGACCUAAUUCAGGGUUUUCCUCUGGGUAUGGCCCUCCAUCUGGGCUUAAUGAACCAUAUCAUUAUGGUGGAUCACCUUCACAAUAUGGUGGUACCUCCUCAAUGAAGCCACAACUCUCAUCUGCUACUUCUCAAAGUCAAAGUGGAGGAAGUGGUUACCCACAGCUCCCAACAGCUAGGGUAUUACCACAUGCAGUGCCUACCCCCUCUGGUGUAAGUGAUCGAUCAGGUUCUGCUGGGACUGGAAACAAGGUUCCUAUUGAUGAUGUCAUUGACAGAGUGACAAGCAUGGGCUUCCCAAGAGACCAUGUGAGGGCGACAGUUCGGAAGCUAACAGACAAUGGUCAGGCGGUUGACCUGAAUGUGGUGCUGGAUAAGCUGAUGAAUGAUGGGGAUGUCCAGCCACCUAGAGGUUGGUUUGGUCGGUAGUCGUGUGUGCUUGGUACCGAGUCUUCAGAUUGAUGUAUAGGAAGUAUCAACGUGUUUUUAAUUCUUUUUUCAACUGACAUAUGGAUUGAUAUUAGGAGAAGUAUCCUGUUCUCUGGCUUCAUUAUAUUUUCAUUAUAUUUCUAUAUUUGAGUUUUACAGUGCUUGCGCUUGGUUUUAACCUAUUUUAUUUUGGCUUUGCCGAGCUCUCCCGAUUUUCUUCUCAUUUGUGUAUUUACUCGUAAUAAUUGAAAGUGGAUUACAGUGGAUUACUGCAUCAUUUUUCUUC
This is a messenger RNA of Fragaria vesca subsp. vesca, 2553 nucleotides long. RefSeq lists its product as uncharacterized. The coding region runs from base 582 to 2267 and encodes 561 amino acids. The record is from RefSeq and is a predicted model, not a curated record. The transcript has 5 exons. NCBI's taxonomy places the organism in Eukaryota, Viridiplantae, Streptophyta, Magnoliopsida, Rosales, Rosaceae.